Molecule: messenger RNA, 2616 nt
Organism: Tyto alba (common barn owl)
Lineage: Eukaryota; Metazoa; Chordata; Aves; Strigiformes; Tytonidae
Gene: MCPH1
Product: microcephalin 1
Exons: 14
Coding region: 80-2467 (795 amino acids)
Biological process (GO): mitotic cell cycle
Source: RefSeq, a predicted model, not a curated record
GUGCCGAGCGCAGCACGUCCCGUGCAGCGGCGGGUUUGAACGGUGGCGGGUCUCGGAGCCGCUCGGCCCUGUGUCGCUCAUGGAGCGCGUCCUGCAAGGUAUUUUCGCAUUUGUAGAUGUUUGGUCAUCUAACAGAACAGAAAAUUACUCGAAGAUCUUUGAACAGCAACUUCUUGGUAUGGGAGCAAAAGUUUCAAAAACUUUGAACAAGCACGUGACACAUGUAGUCUUCAAAGACGGACAUUUGACUACAUGGAGAAAAGCACAGAUGAUGGGUGUAAAAAUAGUUUCUGUACUCUGGGUGGAAAAGUGUCAAGAAACUGGAAUACAUGUUGAGGAAUCCUUAUUUCCUGCAGUAGACACUAAUGAAGGAUUGCCACUAAUGAACAAAAAACACAAAUGUAUGCAGCCAAAAGACUUUGUUGAAAAAACUCCAGAAAAUGAUAAAAAGCUGCGGAGGAGACUGGACAAGAUGGCUGAUGAAUUAGCUGUACAAAAGAUAGCAAUUAAUGCUGAAACUGAUGUACCAGUGUUAUUGUUUGAAGACAGUGGUUCACUUGUGUACAGCCCUGUUAAUAAGAUAAAAGAUCAUUGCAGUGCAAUGGAAAGAAGAAUAAAGGAGAUGAAGGAAAAAAGAGAAAAUCUUUCUCCUACUGCUUCGCAGAUGUCUCAAAUACCUCCAGGUUGUUCACCAGGAGACUGCCCGCUGCCUACCAGUGUCUUAACUAAUUCAAAAUGUGCAUUGUUACCAGGGGAACAAAUGGAAGACUGCUUGAAUUCAAGUUGUGAUUAUCUUUGUGGAACUGAAAAAUUAAAGAGAAAGAAAACAGAUGUAGAAAAACAUGCCUGUGAUCCUUGGACAGAUACUCACAUAUCCAUGAGUGCAUCAGUGAAUUCUCCCUUGCAUAGCUAUGAGCAGAAGAUCAAACAGCUUACACCAAAACAGCUUAGCAGAAGAAGCUUACAAAGGAAGCGUGUUUUGCAGCACACUUUGGAUGAUAAAUUGUCUAUAGAAAAGAAAAAUCUAGAAAAGUUUCCACAGAAAAAUAAGGAGGAUGAAAACAACAUGACUACUUCAGUUGCAAGUGAGAGGUCUCUUCUUCACAUCAAGGGCUUGAGUGAUAUUACUCCUUCCAAAAAAAUAGUCAAGUUAAAUACUUUUUCUGCUUUGAUUGGCAAUCUCUCUAAUUCACCUAUGAACAGUGAAGACUUAAAUACCCGUUCAUUGGAUACAAGCUUCCCUUUUGACAGAAACAAUGGUAUUCUUGAAGACAAGAAGAGGAAGAAAUUACAAACACCAGCUAGUUUGAAGCUGGCUACCUCAGAACUUGGUACAUCAGGAUCUAAAGGGUUCUUGCAAGCAAUUAUGACAUACAGCAAGCCUUUUUGCACUGAAGACACUUCUUAUGAAGACUUCUUUUCAUCCUCUGACUGUAAUGAAAAUGAAAUACAGGUACAAGUGCCAAAGGAAUCACAGAAUCCUCCUGAAGUUUGUUGCAAAGACUCUUUUACAAGCAUGGACUCACUUGAUGUGAGUUUCUCUAAGCCCCAUAGUACUUCCAAGAAAAGUAGGCAAAAGUCUAUUCCAGCAAAUGAUGUUUCAGUAAAGAAAAACUUCAAAGCAGCUGAACAUCCUGGAAGUGUGCCAUUAAAUUAUAUGUCAGAUGGUGAAAAAGCUGACGCUGCAGAAUCUCUAGAUUCUAAUGAUGUGCAUAGGCUGCCUCAACAGGCUCAUGAAAAAUCCUACAGAACCAGUGUGAAUUGCUGCAGUCACACUGCUGGUGAUGAAAUUGAAGUUUCAGAGUGUCAUGUUACUGAUGGAUCUUGCAAAAUUUUUAGUGAACAAAAGAAUAAGCACAAUGGGGGUUUAAGAAAAACUAGAAGACUCCAAAAGCCAACAAGAACACUGGUUAUGACAAGUAUGUCUUAUGAGAAGCAAGAUACAGUAAUUCAGGUGGUGAAUAAACUUGGAGACUUUUUGUUCUCAGAUGAUGUAUGUGAAACAACAAGUCAUGUAGUUACAGGGAAUCCUCGUCGUACCUUAAAUGUUAUGCUGGGAAUUGCUCGCGGGUGUUGGAUUGUUUCUUAUGAAUGGGUUCUGUCGUCUUUGGAAUUGGGCCACUGGAUCUCAGAGGAACCAUAUGAGCUUGCAUCCAGCUUCCCUGCAGCUCCUAUCUGCAGACUUCAACGUUACCUAUCGAAAGGAAAAUACCAGCACAAUCUCUUUUCAAACCAGCCUGUCAUGUUUGUAUCUCCUACCAGCCAGCCACCCUGCAAAAAGCUAACUGAACUUAUACAGUUGUCAGGAGGGAAAAUAUGUAAAGCUUUACGUCAGGCAAAAAUCUGUAUAGGAAAAAAACCAGGAAAUACGUACCAGGAAAUAAAAUGUUUAUCGGAAAAAUGGGUAUUAGAUUCAAUCACUCAGCAUACAAUAUGUCCCAUGGAAAACUACAUUUUUCAGCUGUGAGCUAACUCAAGAGCUUCCAUAUGGUUGUAAGGAAACAAGCCUAGUUUGGUUUCAGCAAAAAAAAGGGCUGUGAAUAAAAUUUCUAUGAAAAUGCAAGUUACAUAAUUAUAAAUACAGGGAAAUGUUUUCUACAUUUUUAUUACUUGUGU